Ornithorhynchus anatinus (platypus) is the source of this 2903-nucleotide messenger RNA. RefSeq names its product G2 and S-phase expressed 1 (gene GTSE1). The transcript has 13 exons. The record is from RefSeq and is a predicted model, not a curated record. The coding region runs from base 493 to 2673 and encodes 726 amino acids. Gene Ontology annotation, cellular component: cytoplasmic microtubule; microtubule cytoskeleton. Gene Ontology annotation, molecular function: microtubule binding. Lineage: Eukaryota; Metazoa; Chordata; Mammalia; Monotremata; Ornithorhynchidae.
GAACGCGAGUCCUCUGAUUCUGGAAAGGGAAUAUUUUCUCCCACCAAAUUCUCUCCCCAGAUGAUCCCUGCCCACCCCGCCAGGGACCGGGCUCCGGCCGCGGGGCAGCCGAUGCCCACCCCGAUCGCAUGGCCACGGGCCAGUGGCUGAGGAGCCCAGCGCGGGAGAGACGGCGGGCCUGGGAGGAUAAUCCCAUCUGAAUGCUCCCUCCACGCGCGUCCCACAACCCGGCGAGAGGAGGGGGCAGAUGGGGCAAACCAGUGGAGCGGUUUGUUUCCACGGCGAUGAUGCUCUCCAAAGACACAUCGCCAUACAUUCGACGUUUGCCAUACGGCUGGUUCCAGGGAAAAUGGGGAGUAGAAUUGGUUUGCAUUUCCUUUAUUGGAUUCGGGAACAACCCCUUCGAUCUGGGGGAAGGAUUUGAAGCUCUCCUCGGCCCACCGGCCCUCCACCUUCUCCCACGCAGGACGGAAAGGACGAGGCGGCGCCGACAUGGCCAGGCCGCAGGAGGCCGACGGGGGCCAGGACGAGGCUGUUGUCUUCUUAGCUGAUGAGAAAUUUGAUUUUGAUCUCUCAUUGUCCUUUUCAAGUGCAAAUGAAGAUGAUGAAGUUUUCUUUGGACAACUUAGCCAUAAGGAAAGGUGGACUGCUACCAACAGAGAACCUGGACAAGUCCUCCAAGAGGCUAACCCACGUCCACCACCAACUGCCAAGCCGAUAUCCUGGAGCCCCUUGGCAGGGGAGAAUUUUGGGGAAAUUUUUAAAGAAGCUCACUCGUUGGCCCUCCAAAUAGAAAGCCAAGCUGGUGACUCCAAAGCUAACCCAGCCGAGGGGCCAAAGAGCCAGGUGGUGGAAAAAUUCAUUCAAGAGCCCAAGUCAAAACUGAACCUCUUUCAGCAGGGCAGAGAAAUGAGGAAAAGCCCUCGCUCAGCUAAGAGGGAAACUUACUGCGUGCUGGACCGGUGCCCGGGGAGCCAGCCGGCCCCCGAGACCCAGUGCCAGUCGGAGCCCCCGGCGGCGCCCGGCCCGUCUCCCGCUCUGCCGCGGGCUCGGGGCGGGGCGGGUCUGCCCGGCGCUGCUCACCAGGCUCCCCACUCCUCUUUGCCUCCAUUUUUGGGGGCGGCAGAGAACGUCGCCGCUCAGCCUCACAGAGUGGGCGGGGAGAAGAAAGCCGCCAGCCGACUGCAGCCACCCAAGUCCUCAUCCGCUCAGGCGAGAAGCAAUCCUCCAGUCCUCGAAAAGCCCAAACCGGGGAAAAAGACCAGCCCUCCCAGUAAAAAAGUCGGGGACGCCAGGGAUGCUGCCGAAGCUCGACUUCCUGACAGAACCGAGGCGACGCUCGACGGGAACGUCAGGAGCGCGGCACAAGUCAAGAGGGCUCUGCCUGUGCCGAGCAAGUUUGGGCUGAGGAAGGCAGAGACCCGGCUUCGAACCGUCGCCCCCGUUGGAAAAAGCGUCACGGCAUCUGCGUCGUCGCUCUCCGGCCCGAGCUCCGGUUGGAAUUCAAGCCUGGUUGCAGCGGGAAAAGCUAAGUCUGGCAUCCCUCUGAACGUACACGCCACCAGCUCCCGGCUUCCGGCCGGCCUCAGCCGUCCGAGCCGGGCGGGCCCCGGGACCCUGGCUCCGGCGCCGCGGGCCGAGCCGUCGGAGCCCUUGGGCCAGCAGAGCAGAUCCACUCCGGCCGGCCAGACACAGGGGCCGGCGGCCCUCCCGCAGACUCCGGACGGGGCGGUCCGGAGCCUGAACUCCGUGGCCACCCCGCGGGAUCGAGGUGGAAGUACGGUCAAGGAGCCCGCCGGGGCCAAGGCGAUGCCCACACCGACCUCCCAGUUUAAGCUUCCCAGGUGUUGUGGAGGGGUCACGCCCAAAGUACCGCGCCUCAACAGGCCACAAUCCUGCAACUCACUGAGAAGAGUGGCGGCUCUCGGGACCCCCGCGAGGCACGCAUCUGCCGGCGCCCUGCCCGGGCCCAGCCCCCUGACCCCGGUCCACCCGAGGCUCGGGUCGGCCCUGCCUACGCCCACCAGGCGGCGGAUGUCCGGGUUCCCCUGUGUGACCCCGAAGACGGUACCGCGACGCCUCUCUUCGUCGCGGCUCUCCCUCUCCUGCGGUCCCGAUCGGAAGUCUGCCGAGAGGUCUGAACAGGUGAAGGAGACCAAAGUCCAGGGAGCAGCUCGCUUCUCUGGUUCCUCUUCGGAUGAGAGUCUCUCUCCUCCCACCGUGGCUCCUCUAGCACUUGACUUUUCUCCAGAUAAGACAGACCCUUCCGACGAGAUCCCCCCAGAAGUGAGCUCCAGGGGAACAGAGGAAGCUCUGGCUGAGAAGACAUCCCCUGAGGAGGAGGAGACAAAAGAGGAGGAGGCCUUGCUGGUCGAGAUUGAAGCGGUAAAGCCCACAGUCCUGGAAGAAUCGGAGAGGAGAACUCUCUUCGACUUUCCACUGAUCGACUUCUUAAACACGCCAGAGGCGAAUAAAAACGUCCCGGAGCCUGCGCUGGACGUAGAGGCGGAGAGCCGACCUCUGAUCGAUCUCUCGAAUACUCCAGAAGUGAAUCAAAACGGCCCCCUGAAACCCACUGUAUCGGGGCAGCUGAUAGACCUGAGUUCCCCCCUGAUCAGCCUGAGUCCCCUAGUCGACAAGGAGAACGUGGAUUCUCCUCUCCUGAAAUUCUAGGGUUGACGGAACCUGUCAGUUUUAAGGGCUGUGGGUACCACUGACCAACCCUCUUGGUGCCAGUUUACAAAAUGUCGGGCAGACCUCUCGACGACAGCGAAAGGCCGAUGCGCUGCAAAUGAAGAAUGUUGGAUUUUUAAUAUAAAUGGCAAAUUAUUUACAAGGCUUGAGAAAAUUUAAAUACUGUGGAUUAAGUUAAGUGUUAAAAUAAACUUGUAGUUGGAAUUGGA